AUGGGAGCGAAUGUUGCCCGAUGUGGUUUGGGUGGACCCAUAGAAUAUGUCGUUGAUGCUACACUUGGCUACUACAAAGGUGAAACUCCUGAUUUGGGUAGGUGUAUGACUGGUGAAUUCCCUCAUAAUCACUCAACCGUUGGUAUUCAUUACAAGAUAUAUCCGACAAAGGCGGAAUGGUCNGAUGAGAAUAAACUCAAACAGUGGUUGUAUGACCGUUAUGAAGAAAAGGAUGAUCUGUUAGAAUAUUAUUACACGAAAGGUACAUUCCCAGUAAGUGCAAAAUCACUUCCGAGGCCCGUUCAGUUUCCAUUCAGUCGUUGCGUUGUCGUCGAGAUGUUCUGGAUCGUGCUCUUUUAUGCGCAUUAUUACGCAUGGAUAAAACCGUCAUUUCUCUUCCUUAUGCAGUCGAUUUCCUCAUUUUUCAUCUGA
Molecule: messenger RNA, 432 nt
Organism: Anisakis simplex (herring worm)
Lineage: Eukaryota; Metazoa; Nematoda; Chromadorea; Rhabditida; Anisakidae
Source: the annotation of a GenBank genome assembly